Messenger RNA from Balaenoptera ricei (Rice's whale), 2449 nucleotides. RefSeq names its product solute carrier family 22 member 7 (gene SLC22A7). The transcript has 10 exons. The record is from RefSeq and is a predicted model, not a curated record. The coding region runs from base 1 to 1650 and encodes 549 amino acids. Gene Ontology annotation, molecular function: transmembrane transporter activity. Gene Ontology annotation, cellular component: membrane. Gene Ontology annotation, biological process: transmembrane transport. NCBI's taxonomy places the organism in Eukaryota, Metazoa, Chordata, Mammalia, Artiodactyla, Balaenopteridae.
AUGGGAUUCGAGGAGCUGCUACACAAGGUGGGAGGCUUUGGGCCCUUCCAGCUGCGGAACGUGGCACUGCUGGCCCUGCCCCGUGUGCUGCUGCCCAUGCACUUCCUCCUGCCCAUCUUCCUGGCUGCUGUGCCAGCCCAUCGCUGUGCCCUGCCUGGAGUCCCUGCCAACUUCAGUCACCAGGAUGAGUGGGUGGAGGCCCACCUGCCCCGGGAGCCUGAUGGCAGGCUCAGCUCCUGCCUCCUCUUCACCCAUCUCCAGGCGCUCCCCAACACCACGCUGUGGGGAGGGGGGCAGAGCCCUGGGGAGCAGCUGGAGGGUGAGCCCUCCACAGUGCCCUGCCCUCAGGGCUGGGAGUACGACCACUCGGAAUUCUCCUCCACCAUUGCAACCGAGGUACCCUGGGACCUGGUGUGUGAGCAGAAAGGCCUGAACAGAGCCACUUCCACCUUCUUCUUCGCCGGUGUGCUGGUGGGGGCCGUGGCCUUCGGAUACCUGUCUGACAGGUUUGGGCGGCGCCGUCUGCUGCUCGUGGCCUAUGUGAGUUCCCUGGUGCUGGGCCUGGCAUCUGCAGCCUCAGUCAGCUACACCAUGUUUGCCAUCACUCGCACCCUCACUGGCACGGCUCUGGCUGGCUUCACCAUCAUCGUGAUGCCACUGGAGCUGGAGUGGCUGGACGUGGGACACCGUACUGUGGCAGGUGUCCUGAGCAGCACCUUCUGGACAGGGGGUGUGAUGCUGUUGGCACUGGUCGGCUACCUGAUACGGGACUGGCGAUGGCUUCUGCUGGCUGUCACCCUGCCUUGUGCCCCAGGCAUCCUCAGCAUCUGGUGGGUGCCUGAGUCUGCACGCUGGCUUCUGACCCAGGGCCGUGUGGAAGAGGCCCACAGGUACCUGCUCCGCUGUGCCAGGCUCAAUGGGCGGCCUCUGGGUGAGGACGGCCUGAGCCAGGAGGCUCUGAGCAAAGUGGCUGCUGCGGAGCGAGUGGUCCGAAGACCCUCAUACCUAGACCUGUUCCGGACACCAAGGCUGCGACACAUCUCAUUGUGCUGCAUGGUGGUGUGGUUUGGAGUGAACUUUUCCUAUUAUGGCGUGAGCCUGGAUGUGUCGGGACUGGGGCUGAACGUGUACCAGACGCAGCUGCUCUUCGGGGCCGUGGAGCUGCCCUCCAAGCUGCUGGUCUACCUGUCGGUGCGCCACGCUGGACGCCGCCUCACGCUGGCAGGAACGCUGCUCGGCGCCGCCCUCGCCUUGGGCUUCAGGCUGCUGGUGUCCUCCGAGGUGAAGUCCUGGAGCACCGCCCUGGCGGUGAUGGGGAAAGGUUUUUCUGAAGCUGCCUUCACCACUGCCUACCUGUUCACGUCGGAGUUGUACCCUACCGUGCUCAGACAGACAGGGAUGGGGCUGACUGCACUGGUGGGCCGACUGGGGGGCUCUUUGGCCCCACUGGCAGCCUUGCUGGACGGAGUAUGGCUGUCACUGCCCAAGCUCGCUUAUGGGGGGAUCGCCCUGCUGGCUGCCUGCACUGCCCUCCUGCUACCAGAGACAAAGCAGGCACAACUACCAGAGACCAUCCAAGACGUGGAGAGGAAGAGUGCCCCAUCCAACCCUCAGGAGGAAGAGAUGCCCAUGAAGCAGGUCCAGGACUGAAUGGAAUCAGGGGCAGGCCCUCCAUGGAAGUUCUGCAGCAGGGGCUGGGAGAACAGAAGGGCAGGCCCUCUGACCAGGGCUGGGGGCAGUGAGCCCCCUGCCCAGGCCUGGAGUUGCCCCCUCUCUGUGCUCAUCCAGCCUUGACUAUUUGGCCUCCAGCAACAGAGCAACUUCCCAGAAUGCAGUGGGCUGCUGAGAAUUCUGGCACCCCUCUCAUGGCUGGGGGGAUUCUGUAAAUAAAGGUGCCCCUUGGGUUAGGGCAACAGUGAGGAGAUGUGGGAUGAGCCCUGGAUGGGAAGCCACUGAGUCUGGCCCUGGGUUCUGGUCCCAGCUUUGUCACUGAUUUCUGGGUGACCUUGGGCAUGUGGCUUUCCCUCUCUGGGUCUGUCUGUUCAUCUCUCAAAUGGAUAAUGAAGCCCCUUAGCAGACCUCGCCACAGGAUCUAUCUGCUCUCAUGCUCAAAUGAGAUACUGAAUAAGGUGCUUCCUCUAGAGAUGGUGCUAAAGAAAGAACUGUCCUAUGACGACUUCUGGUACCAGCAGGGCUGGUGGGCAUGCUGUCCACUGUGUGGUGCUGGGAGCUGCCCAGUGCCAGAGCCAGGGGACCAGGAGAACAGAGCUCUUUGUUCCCAUGGCUGGCUUUGCUACCUCCCAGUCACUUUGCAGGGUAAUGCAUCCCCACACCCCUACACUCCCCACCCUCCAACCCACUGUCUAGGCCUCAUGCCCAAAGAAGAGUUGAAGGCAUGGGAGCCAACAUUUUAUUGGAGAAGCCAAAAUAAACAGAAGUUUUAUGAGUA